AGAAUGUGAUACUUUACUGGGUUUGGUGCACGAUGAUGGUGAUGUGUUGGAGCUGAUGCUGACGUAGACAGACGAAACCCCGGGGGAAUAACCCAAAGACUCCGCGUGUCUGUCCAAUGGCGGACGACACCGAGUUGGAAACGCUGCUCAGUCUGCCGCCGCGAGCCAAGGAUCUGAGUCGGAGCUCCGAAGUGCUUUUGGGUCACGGCAGCAAAUCAGCGUCCAACGUGACCACCACCGUCUCCAGUAGUAGUGGUGGUGGUGUCAAGGUGCACACGGUGCAGCACCACCCGCGGUCUGGCACUUUGCUCACGAGCCACAAAUUCUCUUUUCCAACGUCGCCGUCGAGGACGCCGUUGUUUUCCGACGCGUCGAGUCCGCCGGUCGAUCCGGCGCCGAUACAUCGUCAAAUGCCGAGUCCGCACCGGCUCAAGAACAACCACAACGAAGAUCCCAGUACGAGUCACCAAGUGCCGAGAAUAAAUACGACUCAGAGGAAAGUUUCAUCACCGGUUGUUUGCGAAAUGAGCGUCACUGUUGCUGGGGAGUUGAAUGAGACGCCGCCGCGGUGGAAGCCGACGGCGGCGUCGUCGUCGUUGGCGGCGCGGAAGCAGUCGUCGUCGCAGGUGGCGCCGAUUCGGGAUUGUUUCGUUUCGCCGCCGCCGACGUCGCAAGCGGCGUCUCCGUCAUCGCAUCCUCUUUCUCUCCAACACGCGUUCCUCACAGAUGUCAACGACGUCAAGACGAUGGAGCGCAACUUGCUCAAGUUGCUCGACGAUUUUCAUUCGGGCAAACUGCUCGCCUUUGGUCAAAACGACAACAUUUCAAGAAUGGAGACGAUCCGGAAGCAGCAGGAGCAGUUGGCACGAUUGCAUUUCGACGUCGGCGCCGAGCUGUCCAACGAUGCCAAAGACUCGGCGGCUGCUGGCCUUCUUAGUCAGCAACGCCUGGAGAAGUCCAAGCAGAACAUGCAAAAAUUCACUGACUCGCUCAAACAACUGAGCAUCAGUAUUGAAGGACUGAAUUCGAAAAAGGAAGCUGAAGAAUCGGCCAAAUCCGACGCUACGUAGCGCCAAAAAAAAAAAAAUGAAAAUAGAAAAGGAAGAAAAAUCGACACUUCCUCCAUCUAUGCGUCUCUCUCUCUUCGCGAUUGCUUUAAAAAGGCCCACCGAUUCGGGAGACUGCUUGCUGUGUCCCACACGUGGUUUUUUGAAUGGAUGCUCAAAAUAUUGUAUGCUGCAUUCGUUGCUCUCUUUUUUUUUGGCUUGUUGAUUUUAAUUUGUGAUACAAGACUGGGGGUGUUGGGAAGGGGGUCAAUGUUUCGCUCUCCCGUAAAAUGUUUGCUCCUCGGAAAAAAGGAAAACGUCACGUCAUCAUAUAUGUGUGUGUGCUCCGUUUAGGCUCCCAUUUGACAGAACGUAGCUGUGCAUUUGUGGGCUUGCUUGUGAAAGGGAAUCCUUUUUGGCAAAUGGAUAUUUGGGAAACGAAACGAAAGUGAAGCGAGAUGAUUAUUGCGGGAGUUUUUCUGUUUAAUGAUUCGUCCAUUUAUUCGUUCGGUCUGGCA
This is a messenger RNA of Notodromas monacha, 1564 nucleotides long. The record is from the annotation of a GenBank genome assembly. NCBI's taxonomy places the organism in Eukaryota, Metazoa, Arthropoda, Ostracoda, Podocopida, Cyprididae.